AUGGACACGCCAACUGUACCUGUGGAUCUUCGACAGCACAAAUACUGGGAUAAAGUUCAGACGGUCCCCGAUCACAUCAAGUAUUUGCUCAAACCUGAUUUAGAUUAUAGCGCAAAAAGGACUAAAAAAGAAGACCUUCGAGAUAUGAUGAAGCAUUUCGCAAUUGACCGAUCAAAAUACCCUACUAGCCAUAAGAAAGACAAGCUCCUCGAAACUUACAAGGACCUGCUACUUCCUGACCUUGAGCCUUUCAUUCCUAAGGUUGAUACUGAAGCCCAGGCGAGAAACGAGGAACGAAGCAAACAGGCCCCUUAUAUGACGCCGAGUUCUUCAUCAAUCGAAUCCCUCCGCAACGCUAUCCUCACUAAGAUCAAAGCGGUCUUUGUUCUCCGGGCCUUCACUAAACCUGCGCUUACCAGACUCUGGCGGCACGCGUUCUAUCCUCCAUCCGACGGCCGAUACGACUAUGUUGAAUUCUACAUGCGCCCACAUUGGUUCACCGAGGCGGAACUAGCUUCUAAGAGUCGCGACGUCAUCCGGCAUGCUUUGCAAUGCGAGCAUCCUGACUUAUUCAUACCUCUUGUGGCGUGUACUGAACCUAUUUUACGUGCGCUCUAUGCAAAAUUUAUGCUCGACAAACAUGACCUGGAUAGCCAGCUUUGUUACGGGGUACACUACUUUAUCAUUGAGCCACCUCUUCUUAAGGUCAACAUCGAUAACACCAUGGACGAGGGGUCUGAGGCUGGGCCAAGCAAGGAUACAUACCGACAAUUCGACGAGAAUUUCAAAGCACAAGCAAAGACUAUGCCCGUACACGAUUUAGGAUGCGCGCCCGCUCUCGGCGAGCCCGAGCAAAUCAAAGUUCACCACUACAAUAGCCAGGGUCACAUCGUGUUUAGCCCCGAUGGACAUGGACCUGGAUACAUGCAGGGUGUCUGUAUACUCCGGAAAUUGUCCGACAAUCAAGCUGCCCCUCGAAUCCAGGACGACGUCCCCUUACCUCUAGAUUUCAGAACUAAUGCCUUGGAAGGCCUGAACACCAUGCUGAAAGAAGUCGAUGCCCUGACAAGCGUGAUCAUUAUGACUCCCGAUGGUUCUGGCUACCUCGGUGGGGUACAUAUACCCCGAAAUCAACUCACGAUGGUUGACGGUAAACCGAACCUCUUGUUCGAUCAAAUGAUUUACACCCAGAAACCCAACUUUCAAAAUAUGUCGAUGCGGGAACUCGCGGAGUGGCGCCUCGGGGUCACGAUUCAAGCUCCCAAGACUGCUGUUCAGUUCAACCGGGUGUUCAACUUGAAACGCGACGACGAGGGUUACAGUAAUAGCACGUAUCCGGUUCCUUUCGCGGGCGAUAUGUCCAAUGACCUGGAGGAGAAGAUUAUUAGCUUAGAAUACAACAACAUCUUCAUACAACAUUGCCUUCGACUCGCAGAACAAGCCGCCGACCACGGUCACGUAGCCCUUGCUCCAACCUUAUCGGAGUUGCACGGUAUUCACUUGAGGGAACCCACUCUUUCACUGGCCUCUUCCCACGCUCACGCGAAAGUCGGAUCUCAUGACACAAUCCAAAGUCCCUGCCUGAAAUCCAAGGGUUUGAAAAGCAUACACUCGGCUGAGGGUUCACCCGUCAACACAAACCUAACCGGCUCUGCACAAACUCCGAAGGACUGUAGAAAACGUCAAGCUCAUCCCGCUCCAGCCCGCGAAUCAACAAAGCGUCAACGUACUGCUUCAGAACCAAAGCUACCAGGUGAUUCCCAAAAGAGUCAUCCAUUCUUAUAG
Melampsora larici-populina 98AG31 is the source of this 1785-nucleotide messenger RNA. RefSeq lists its product as uncharacterized. The transcript is spliced from 5 exons. The coding region runs from base 1 to 1785 and encodes 594 amino acids. The record is from RefSeq and is a predicted model, not a curated record. Lineage: Eukaryota; Fungi; Basidiomycota; Pucciniomycetes; Pucciniales; Melampsoraceae.